ACAACGCAGUUUAAGUUUUAGUUCAGUCUUAAUCUCAUAGUUAUAUUGCAAAUGUCGUGAUUUUUACCCGACUCCAUUUCUACCCCCCGUCUCUACUGUAAUGGUUUAUUCCAUUAUGGACACCAUUCACCGACGUUAAUUCAGACACUCCAGCACAGCAUCAUGAGUGACUUGAAGGACUGCCCUCCACUGAAAUAUUAUGACUUCAAACCAGUUGAGCACGUCAAGGUGUGUCCUCGCUAUACGGCUGUGCUAGGUCGUUCAGAGGAUGAUGGGAUUGGCAUUGAGGAGCUGGACACAUUGCAGCUAGAGCUGGAGACCCUUCUGUCCUCAGCCAAUCGGCGUCUCCGAGCCCUGGAGGAGCAGCGACAGAUCCUCACAGACUGGCAGGACAAGAAGGGAGAUAAACGUUUUCUAAAGCUGGGGAAGGAGCCGGAUCCCGCUGCCUCAUCUCGGCACAAAUCCAAGAAGCCAAAGUUGGAUGGCAAAGGGGCUGGUCCUGGGCCAGGUCCUGGUCGACCCAAAUCUAAAAACCUGCAGCCUAAAGUCCAAGAAUAUGAGUUUACAGAAGAUCCACAGGACAUUCCACGAACCCCCAAAAACGAUGCUCCCAACAGAUUUUGGGCGUCAGUGGAGCCAUACUGUGCUGAUAUCACAAGUGAAGACUUGCAGUUGCUGGAAGAGCUUUUGAAACCCCCAGAGGAUGAAGGAGAGUAUUAUAAAAUUCCAGCAUUGGGCAAACAUUACUCUCAGCGGUGGGCUCAGGAGGAUCUGCUGGAGGAACAGAGGGAAGGUGCACGAGCAAACGAUAAGAAGAAGAACCUCAUGGGAGGGCCGCUCUCUGAACUGGACGCUAAAGAUGUGGACUCUCUGCUGAAAAAGUCAGAAUCUCAACAUGAGUCUCCAGAAGACGGAUGUCCCUUUGGCCCUUUGACACAGCGUCUGCUCCAGGCUCUUGUAGAGGAGAACAUUAUAUCCCCCAUGGAGGAUUCUCCUUUACCAGAUAUUUCAGGGAAAGACGCUAAUGAUGGUGCUGGAACCUCUCCUCGAAGCCAAGGCAAAGCUUUUAGCGUUCCUCAUACUCGUUCCCUGGAGACACGGAUCAAAGAGGAGCUGAUUGCCCAGGGUUUACUAGACUCUGAGGAGCGGCCUGGGCCAGGAGGAGAAACUGAGGAUGAGGUCUUGGCAGAACUACAAAAGAGACAAGCAGAGCUCAAAGCCCUGAGUACUCACAACAGAGCCCGAAAACACGACCUACUCCGGAUGGCGAAGGAGGAGAUGCGUAAGCAGGAACUGAGGCGGAGAGUCCGCGUGUCUGAUAACGAAGUCAUGGAGGGAUUUCGGCGCAUCAUGGCGGCCAGGCAGAAGAAACGCACUCCAACAAAGAAGGAGAAGGACCAGGCGUGGAAAGCACUGAGGGAAAGGGAGAGCAUCCUGAAGUUACUCGAUGGAUAGUAGAAGCACACGAUUCUUUGGGUUUGUACAACAAAACAAAUAAAUAAAUGCAAGACCAAGAGUUUCCUGUGAUCAUCAGAGUCAUGACAGUUGUUGUCAGUGCACAUGUGUAACAGUAAUGUCUGGUAAAGUUUACUACUGCAAGAGCUGACACAUUUAUGUUGUGGAUUUUGUGUCUUGUACAACAUUCAGAAAGCUGAUCUGAUCAGUAACAUUCAGUCUCUGUUUAGAUCCUUUUGUUGAGGGUAUUUUUUUUUGUAACAUUGUCAGUUGUCACUUUCCAUUUUGUUUACCAUUGUGAUAUUACAAAUAAAUGCUACUUUAUGAA
Molecule: messenger RNA, 1783 nt
Organism: Thalassophryne amazonica
Lineage: Eukaryota; Metazoa; Chordata; Actinopteri; Batrachoidiformes; Batrachoididae
Gene: tada3l
Product: transcriptional adaptor 3 (NGG1 homolog, yeast)-like
Exons: 9
Coding region: 163-1455 (430 amino acids)
Biological process (GO): regulation of transcription by RNA polymerase II
Cellular component (GO): SAGA complex
Molecular function (GO): transcription coactivator activity
Source: RefSeq, a predicted model, not a curated record